Branchiostoma floridae (Florida lancelet) is the source of this 2053-nucleotide messenger RNA. Its product is annotated as snake venom 5'-nucleotidase-like. NCBI's taxonomy places the organism in Eukaryota, Metazoa, Chordata, Leptocardii, Amphioxiformes, Branchiostomatidae. Gene Ontology annotation, cellular component: plasma membrane. Gene Ontology annotation, molecular function: metal ion binding; nucleotide binding; 5'-nucleotidase activity. The coding region runs from base 323 to 2053 and encodes 576 amino acids. The transcript is spliced from 12 exons. The record is from RefSeq and is a predicted model, not a curated record. Gene Ontology annotation, biological process: AMP catabolic process.
GGUGUCACCCCUUCCACUCAUGUUGAAGAGUAAAGAAUAAACAACUCAUACAAAGCUUUCUUUAUCCUCACAACACUCGUGUGUUAAUGUAUAAUGUGGUACCAUUCUCUCACACACACAGCAUAGGGGCGUUUACCCAAGCAGUCAUUUGUCUUUAUCUGACAGCCCGUAGAGCAGAUUUUUGCCCGUUAAAAUCCACCGGAGCGUGCAACUAGACCCCGGCGGCCGGGUAACGCUUCCAGUACCGAGGAGGUCACGGGGAGAUCGCGGUGGGCUGGUAACGGGCUAUAUAGUGCGUGUGUAAAGUCCACAGGAACACGACAUGGCGCUGCACAGAUGUAGAGAGGUCUUGGUUCUUCUCUCCUUGCUGGUUUCUACCCGUGGACUGGAGUUGACCGUCCUGCACACGAACGAUGUCCACUCUCGGAUCGAGGAGGCGGACACUACGGGCGGGGGCUGCUCUGCCGCCGAGGCCGCGGCCGGAGAGUGCUACGGUGGGGUGGCGAGGAUGGCGACCAAGGUUAAGGAGAUACGUCGCACCGAGAACCACGUGUUGCUGCUAGACGGAGGAGACGAGUUCCAGGGAACGCCCUGGUUCCUGCAGUUCAAGGGCCUCGCCUCCUCGCGGUUCAUGAACAAACUGCAAUAUGACGCCAUGGCCAUAGGAAACCACGAGUUCGACAACGGCAUCUCCGGCCUGGUCCCCUUCCUGCGGAACGUGACGUUCCCGAUGCUGGCCUGUAACAUUGACACCUCGGGCGAGCCAGAGCUUCAGGGGCUGAUCCUACCGUCUGUGGUGCUGGACGUAGGCGGGGAGAGGGUCGGCAUAGUCGGGUACAUACUGGAAAACACACCCGAUAUCACCGGAUCCACCGGGAACCUGGUCUUUCUGGACGAGGUGGAUUCGGUGCAAGCGGAGGUGACGAACCUCCAGGGUCAAGGGGUCAACAAGAUCAUCGCGCUGGGGCAUGCUGGGUACUACAAGGACCUGGAGGUGGCGCAGAGGGUGUCGGGAGUUGACCUGGUGGUGGGAGGUCACACUAACACCUUUCUGUACAACGGUGACCCACCAUCUUCCGAGGUGCCUGUGGGACCGUACCCUCGGGUGGUGAGUUCCCAGGUGGACCCAGGGCGCGAGGUGCCCGUGGUGCAGGCCCACGCCUACGGAAAAUACCUCGGGUACCUCCGCCUGGAGUGGGACUCCGCCGGGGACCUCGUGCGCUGGGACGGCAACCCGGUAAUACUGGACAGCUCCGUGCCGAAGGAUCCAGAAAUCCUGGCCGAGGUCGAAGCUCUGAAGGCGCAGAUGAACAACACAUGUCAGGUGAUCGGGCGGACACACGUGCUUCUCAAUGGGGAAUAUGAGACAUGCACCGAGAUGGAGUGUAACAUGGGUAACCUGAUCACUGACGCCAUGGUGCACCAGAACAUCCAGUUCCCGGAUGGACUCUACUGGAGCGACGUUGCCAUGGCAAUAUACAACAGUGACGGCAUCAGAUCAUCAAUACCAAAAGGAAUGAUUGACAUAGAGGCAGUCCAGUUCACCCUUCCCUUCAGUAACACGUUUGACAUCGUGGAGCUUCGCGGAGAACACCUGUAUGACGUGUUCGAGCACUCCGGGGCGGGCUGGUCUUACGGGAGGUUUCUGCAGGUGUCAGGAAUCCUGGUUCAGUACGACCGGACGAAGCCCACAGGCAGCAGGGUUGUGUCCCUGGAGACCAAAUGUACGGACUGUGAAGUUCCCGAGUUCAGACCUGUGCAGAGGGACGCUGUGUACAAGCUGAUCGCGCCCUCCUACCUGGCAAACGGCGGCAGCGGCUACACCAUGAUCUCAGACAACAAGAUCAGCCACCACGUGCCAGCGGAGCUGGACACAGAAGCGCUGAUAGAGUACAUCAGAGCCACGUCACCCAUCACUACCGGCCUGGACCGGCGCAUCACGUUCGGUGAAGGAGCGCCACCUUGCGCUUCCGAAACGCCGCAGUGUCCUUCGUGCCCGUCGGAAACGCCCCCUAGCGGUUCUCGGUUCUGCAACGCCCAUCGGUGCAUCUGA